AUGAAAAGCGAAGCGAGCCCCCCAGGGUACUAUUUCCGUCCGGGAACGGGGGGCGGCAAAAGCAAGUGGCACAUCUACCUGCCGCACGGGGGGUGGUGCUUCUCUCCUGACGAGUGCCUCCGUAGGAGCAGGACUGCGAGCGGCAGCAGCACCUUCUUUCCUGCCGAACCCACCAACGCGAACCUCUCUCCGGAUUUCAAAGGCAUUCUGAGCAGCAACAGCAGCAUCAACCCGCACUUCCACAACUGGAACCUCGUUCGUCUCAUCUACUGCGACGGUGGUGGAUACGCGGGCACAGCAGGGAGGCUGGACGUUGGUAACGGCACGGCGAUCUACCUGGAUGGGUGGAAGAUCGUACAAGCGGUCAUUCAAGAUCUGAAGUCGACACGCGGAAUCCGAUCUGCAGAUCAGAUCCUCUUGGUGGGAAGCUCCGCGGGCGGCCAGGCAGCCGUGGCUCUCUGCGAUCGCAUCGCUGGCGCUUUCCCCUGGGCGGCAACUAAAUGCGUUUCCGACUCGGGCUUCUUUAUCGAUUCCAAGGACCGAGAGGGGGGAAAUACAUGGCGUGCCAAAGCGCAACGUCUGAUUGACCUGCACAAGCCCAACUGGCCUGCUUGCAUGCAUGCCUUACCAGAGACUGAUCAUUGGAAGUGUUUCUUUCCGCAAUACAUACUGCGAGACGUUGCAACCCCGCUUUUCCUAUUCCGUGCGUUCUUUGACAUUAACGCGAACAUGCUCGGCGGGCUGUUACCUAAUAACCAAACAUACGCUAACGACUGCCUACACGAAGUGUCGUGGGCACCUAUGCGGAUGAUAAAGAGAAAGGAGUGGGGCAGGGUUGAGUGGAAGACGAAUCGGUGCACGGCGGGAGAGAGGCACGCGCUGUUUUCUGCAGCGUCGGUUCUCCAUGACGAGCUGGUUAGGGUUAUCCGAACCGGAAACACUGUCGCUGCGUUCGUGCGACCUGGAAUGUUACACGUGGCGCUGUGCUACAACUGGUGGACGAACGUAACGAUCCGUGGUGUCUCGGUAGAGUCGGCAAUAGUACAGUGGCUUGGAAACAAAAUGCCUAAAAGGUUUGUGCAUAUAUAA
Closterium sp. Yama58-4 is the source of this 1089-nucleotide messenger RNA. Lineage: Eukaryota; Viridiplantae; Streptophyta; Zygnematophyceae; Desmidiales; Closteriaceae. The record is from the annotation of a GenBank genome assembly.